AUGGUCAGUGAAGAAGAAAUGUUGUGGGUGCUCGAAAAAGUGUCGAUUACACGGGGCUGGUUCUCCGGCCGCCAGAAGGCCAUGGCUGUGAGGAGGGCCAACGAAAAGAACGAAAAAGAAGUGUUGGGGGCAUGUCGAAGCGCCUGGCAUUUGGCCAAAUUAUACAUACGUGGCGCAGUGUUUGUGUGGACGGGCGGCUCUUCCCGUUUGUCCGAUCCGAGUGCUCAGCCGAAGAAUAUUUCCCGAACAACUUCUUGA
Caenorhabditis auriculariae is the source of this 258-nucleotide messenger RNA. The record is from the annotation of a GenBank genome assembly. Lineage: Eukaryota; Metazoa; Nematoda; Chromadorea; Rhabditida; Rhabditidae.